Molecule: messenger RNA, 2082 nt
Organism: Eptesicus fuscus (big brown bat)
Lineage: Eukaryota; Metazoa; Chordata; Mammalia; Chiroptera; Vespertilionidae
Gene: UBL3
Product: ubiquitin like 3
Exons: 5
Coding region: 115-468 (117 amino acids)
Molecular function (GO): protein binding
Source: RefSeq, a predicted model, not a curated record
AUCGGUGAUUUCUGUGGCUUGAAGACCUCUGCACCUUUUUGUUGGUUGUGUUUUGUUUGUUUGUUUUUUGUUUUUUUUUUUGCGUGAACGUCUGGGUGUUUAUCAAGUGGCAAGAUGUCCAGUAAUGUCCCGGCGGAUAUGAUCAAUUUGCGUCUCAUCUUGGUAAGCGGAAAGACAAAAGAGUUCCUGUUUUCUCCAAAUGACUCUGCUUCUGACAUUGCCAAGCAUGUGUAUGACAACUGGCCAAUGGACUGGGAAGAAGAGCAGGUCAGCAGCCCAAAUAUUCUACGACUUAUUUAUCAAGGACGAUUUCUACAUGGAAAUGUCACAUUAGGAGCAUUAAAACUUCCUUUUGGCAAAACAACAGUGAUGCAUUUGGUGGCCAGAGAGACAUUGCCAGAGCCAAACUCUCAAGGUCAGAGGAAUCGUGAGAAGACUGGAGAGAGUAAUUGUUGUGUAAUCUUGUAAACACUGUCUGCUAAAUGUGAUGUGAUGUCGUCCUUGUCUUUCAUGCUGCUGGGACAGAAGAGACCCAACAUUGCUUCAGAAACCCUUAGACAGUCUGCCUGUAAAGCCAUGGAACUGAGUGAUCACAUGAACACUGUCAUCUUCUCUCAUGAAAGUAAAAAGAACCGAGAACAUUUUUCACUAUGAUUUUCUGUUCCUAGUAUUUUUGUUUAUGUUGAGCAGUUUUAAAAUACUGGUUUUUGAAUGCAGUCAAUCUCCAAGGGAAAAGUUAACCAAGUUACUUUUCAUAGCAAAAGCCUUUCUGCUAUCACAAAAAUUUUAUCACCAGAACUAACAAAUCAACUGUUCCAAAUACACUUUGCACUAAAAAAGUUUGACAUUAUUUUUUUCAUCAGCAGAAUUUAUAGUUUAGUUUAUGGUACCUAGAAAUACUCAUGUAUACAAUUCCACUGGAAAACACUCAGCAGUUAAUGUAGUUAAUUACUGGGCCAACUGGAGAGGAAAAAAAUGGAAAAGAAACUAAAAUGGGUGAAUUCUACCCAAGUCAGCCGUGGUGGCUGACCUGGCACGGACACUAAACUGGGUGUGACGAUCUUCACCGCAGCAAGUGAAGAAACUGAAGAAACAGAUGUGCCUGGUGUUUGAAGCACUCAGUGGAGAGCUGAUGAGCAAAUUGUUUUCCUUUCACACAUGCACUCUUGAGUCAUAAGUAACCGAGUGCUAGUUCACACAGCACAAAAGGGAUGAGUGUGCUUCCUAGCCUUAAUGUGGAGGGGUAAAUUCCAAUCACUCAUAGACUUUCAUGAUUGGGCAGAAAUAUUAGAAAACCUCAUUUACUGUUCAAUUUUAUGUAUUUGAAUAUCAGUAGAUGGAAUUUUUUCAUAAUUUUUGCUCAUCUAUAAUUGUGUCCAGUGUCAGACUUACUCAUUAGAGAGUUCAGAUGAAUUCUUAAAAUUUAAAAAUUCUCCAUAAUAACUGACUUGUUUCUUUAUGUAGUUUGCAUUUGGUAUCAGUGCUUGCAAUUGUAUUAAAAUCAAUUAUUUCAUUUUAAAUCAAUAAUUUAAAAAUGGAUAUGCUAAAAACAAUUUGCACAGCACUAAAGCAUGAGCUAGUUUCAUCUAAACCUGUAAAAAUAUGAAAGAUUUUAUAUUUUUUCACUGGGGAGAAAUUUUCUUCCUAGAUGAAAUUACAAAUAUGUGUAGAUUAUAUUUAAUAAAAAAACUUAUAAAAUACCUAACCAUAGAACUUAAAUAUAGAUUGGCGUGUAGUAUAUAGAACAAUAAUCCAUAUUAAUAACUUUAGCCUUUAUAAAAUGAAGUUGCAGGCUGACAUGUUCUGUACUUAAAUUUAAGUGUCCACGGUCCUUACAAACAUUAAGUGUAAAGAGUUUCAGAUUGUCAGCUUUGUUUAAAGAUAAUCAGAUUAUUUUAUUCAUUGUUAAUGCAUUGAUGAAAAGGCUUUAUAUGCAGGUCUACGAAAAUAUUGUUCAUACUGAUAGAAUUAAAUUUGUAUAGAGCAGAGUUUUAAAAAUGAAUGUAAAUAGCACUAAACAUUUUUUUCUGCAACCUGUACUUAUAGAUUCUUUCUGUAAACUAAAUAAAAAAGUAUCGUGCA